GGCCUGGUCUGACCUCAAACCCGGGGUCUAACCUCAGAUCCGAUCCCAGUGGCGAUGACCCAGUAGGCCUACCACGCCACCCUCCUCAGCACAUGACACUUGUUGUUACAGUAGGCGGAGGAGAAUGGCCGACCGCAGGUACUUCCUCUCGCGUGAAUCAUUAUUGUAAAAAGUCAUAAAAACUCCAACAGAAACCAAAACUGAGACGAAAGCGCUGAAUAAAUACUGCCGCGCCACAUGUCGCUGCACAGACAACACGCAACACAAGAUGACUGCUUGGAUCCAGACCCUCCUCAUGCUGGCCCUCCUGGCUCCGGUCUACGGGGGCCCCCACGGCCCCCAGGAGGGGGGGUACAGGAACUCCCUCCACCUCACAAGACUCGCCAGGACCAGAGUCAGCCAGCUGCUGAGAACCUUUAAGCAGCAGCAGCUGGGAGACGCGCACUUUGAAGACAGGAGCCUCCAUCUGAACGACCUCCCCACCCUCUCAACCGACCUCCACCGAUGGCUGAGCCUCGAGGAGCGGGAGCGUCUCAGUGAGGCCUCCGACAGCCUCCAGAUCUACUGGGGUGUGCUGCAGGGGAUGAGGGAGCAGAUCCUGGCGGAGAACCACCACCCGGGAGCCCCCCGGGGGGGCAGGACCGCCCUGAGCCUCCCGGACAGCCUUCACCACGUCCAGCUGGACCUCAGAGACCUGAUGAGACGACUCCAGACCCUGCUGGAGAGCGUGAGCCGCAGUGAGGAGGACCGGGCCCCCACCGGCUCCCACAGCGUCCCCCGGGCCCAGGUCGUCCGCCGCCGCCGCGGCCAGACGGCCUGGCUGAGGCGCCUGGAGGUGUACGUGGCCCUGAGGGACCUGGACCUCUACCUCACCAAGACGGCCCGCGACCUGCUGCUGCUGGAGGCCAGGCGCCACGGCUCCCUGCUGGGCGUCCCCGCCCUGCACUGAGAACACCCCCUGACGGUCCACACCGCGGGGGUUCAGUGAGCAGGGGGUUCAGUGUGCAGUGGGUUCAGUGUGUUAGGUGUUGGGUAGCUUUAGAUUGUUUAGUGUGUUUAGUAGUGUUGGGAGUUUAGUGUUAGGAGUUUAGUUUUAAGUGUUCAGUGUUUAGUAUGUUUAGUAUUCAGGGUUUAGUGUUCAGUCUUCAGUUUUUAGUAUGUUUAGUAUUCAGUGUUCAGUGUUCAGUAUGUUCAGUAUGUUCAGUGUUUAGUGUUCAGUCUUCAGUGUUUAGUAUGUUCAGUAUGUUCAGUGUUUAGUAUUCAGUGUUUAGUAUUCAGUGUUUAGUGUUCAGUGUUUAGUAUUCAGUGUUUAGUGUUCAGUGUUUAGUGUUCAGUCUUCAGUGUUUAGUAUGUUCAGUGUUAAGUGUUUAGUGUUCAGUCUUCAGUGUUUAGUAUGUUCAGUAUGUUCAGUGUUUAGUAUUCAGUGUUUAGUGUUCAGUCUUCAGUGUUUAGUAUGUUCAGUGUUAAGUGUUUAGUGUUUAGUAUUCAGUGUUUAGUGUUUACUGGAUCUCGAUCUCAUCAUCCUGAGCCCAACAUCAGCUUUUUACACAAGAAAAUAUAUUUAUUGACAUAUUUAUUACUGAAUAUUUAUUUAUAGGAAUUUGUAUUUUAUUUGACUGAAUUAAUGUAUAAGUUGUUUGGUGUGUUUUCAAUAAAGAGAGAGCCUCUUUGAUCGUUUUA
Gadus macrocephalus (Pacific cod) is the source of this 1680-nucleotide messenger RNA. RefSeq lists its product as uncharacterized. The transcript is spliced from 5 exons. The record is from RefSeq and is a predicted model, not a curated record. The coding region runs from base 269 to 949 and encodes 226 amino acids. NCBI's taxonomy places the organism in Eukaryota, Metazoa, Chordata, Actinopteri, Gadiformes, Gadidae.